UCAGUGGUGGUGUGGCCGUGGUGGUGGUCGCUUUGUGUGUGCGUGUGUCUGUCGCGUUUCUCGUGUUGGAGUGCGCUACUCCCUCCCGGAUUUCUCACCGAAUUACUGAGAGAGUAGGCAAGCGGGCUUGUGAAUUCGCUUCCUGUACAGGUGUCUGUGAACAGGUGCGUAGCGCAGGACCCUCCUCCCUUGACCCACAGGACACGAGUUUGUGAUUGUAGCAGAAAGAGGAUUUAUGAAAAGGACUGGAAUGUGUUGCGUGUGUUUGUGAUAUGCCACAGCCACAAGUUAGAAAACUUACUAACAAGUUUACUUUGGAUUUUCUCUUGAAUAUGCAUUAUAAUAUUCAUGAAAAUAUAGUUCCAUUAGAUCGCAGAGUACAUACUACAUGUGCAUAUUAGAGAGUGUAGUAUUGAAUCUGUUUUGGUUUAGAAAUUUCUUCUAAGGGUAUUUCGGUUCUUUGAGCUGUCGCCUGCUUUGUGAAAAAGCAGAGGAGUCGUCCAUCGCGUUCGAUCAGCCCCAAAAAAGGAAACAAAAAAAUUAAAUCGCUAACGCUUCCAAGUUUCGUGUACUAACGUAGUAUUGGUAAGAUUUAGUGUUAUAACGUUUAUAUGUUAAGUGAUAUCGUUAGUGGAAAUAAAUACUGUUGGUGUUUUUACAUCCUUAAUGGUGUCAAGUAGAAAAUAAAGGAGAAUUUUUUUUUAUCGCGAGCCAAGAGAAUAAUAAUAAUAAUAAUAAGAGCCCCAGAAGUGGAGCCAUGAAGGGCGAAAACAGCGUUGCGGCUGGCGGUGGUCAUCCGGAGGCCAUGAGAGCGCUCAGUUUGCAACCUCCGAAAAUCGCCAGCCACCUCGACCUCUUGUCUGAUCCUUUAGCUGCAUUGCGAGCUCCGCCAUCCCCAAAUUUCAAUUCAGCUCACGCUCGCGUCAGCGCUGCCCGAAGUCUCCGGGGUGUGUUUCAGGCCCGGCUGAACGGUCCCUUGGGCUCCCUCCAGCCUGCCCUCGCCCAUCGCCCACAGAACACCUCUGCCGCACUCAGGUCACCGCGAUCAGUCAAGCGUUUGGCCGGGAAACAUUCCAGGACUCCCAGAGCCAGAAGUCAGCCGGGUACCGAUAAGGAAAACGUGGCUCGCUCACAGGAGGACGAAGACGAAGGCUUCGAGGAUGUUUGGGCGGGCAUUGGGAGGGACGAUUCCCCCAGAAUUGUGGUUGGUGACGUCGAGGGGAAUGACUCGAGAUGGGCGGGUGACCUAACACGUCUAACCUCUGCAUUAGACCAGUUGGCUGCCCUUUGCAAUGUGCCUCACAAGCGGCCGCCUCUUCCUUCAAUCAUGAGUUCUCGCACUGCCCCCAGUAGCCCUACGCACCCGACUCGUCACGCACAUUCCCAUGCCCUUGGCAACGGCCGCACCAGUCAUCACGGUUCCUCUUCGCACGGUCCUGCUAGUCUGUCUCACCCUUUCAGUCAUCACCAUCAUCAUCAUCAUCAUCAUGAGCAUCAGAGUCAGGAAACUCAUAAUGCCCAACCAGUCAACAUAUCGCCAACAUGCCCAGUUCAUGGCAACCAAGUCAAUGGUGGCCUUACCUCGCUCAGCCUGGCCGAUGGAGAUAGUUCCUCUUCCAACAGACUGACCCAUCCACUCCUACAGGAAACGGACUCUGGCGGGAGUUCAGGUGUCCACGCCAUGUCAAGUCCCCCUUCUCCCAUAGGGGUGGGAGGCGGGGGUGGGAUAGUAGGAAGUACCAAGGACAUUUCAGGGGGCAUGGCCAGGAAAGUAAGCGUGGCGCUUAGGGCCUUAGGUGGCCGUCUUGCGGCUUGGGGACGAGGGAAUGAUGGCUCGGCGGGAUCCUGCCAGCUCUCUUCGUCGUCGUCGUCGUCUUCGUCUCCUGUAGCUUGUAGACAUUCAGGGCAACCCACUCCUAGUCCCACACCCGACGCCAGAUCAGAAAUGAUGCCGGGGACUCCUGGUGGCAGGUUUAAGCCUCCUGAACGGCAAAGGAAAGUGGUGGUUGCAUUAUACGAUUACAACGCCAUCGAUCCCGGGGACAUACCUCUGCGAAAGCAUGAGGAAUUCGAGGUCAUAGAAGACACACAAGAGUACUGGUGGAAAAUGAAAAACUUACAGACAGGGGUCGAAGGUUUUGCUCCUAGUAAUUACGUAAGAGAAAAGGAAACGCUUGGGUUACAUCAGUAUGACUGGUAUCUUGGCGAUGCAACACGACAAAGAGCAGAAGUGUUUUUGAUGCAGCAGGAACGUGAAGGAUGUUUCGUUGUAAGAAAUUCCACUACCAACUCUGGGAUCUACACUCUAUCUCUCUUCUCCAAAAGGUCACAUCCUCAAGUGAAACACUACCAUAUUAAGAAAGACCCUGAGGGAAAUUAUUAUCUCUCACAUAAUAUUAAGUGCCAGACCAUACCUGACUUAAUUUUUCGACACCAACACAAUCCAGCUGGCCUACCUGUGAGAUUAAGACCACCCACACAUGGUCGGCAUGCACCCACUAUUCCUGGACCACAUCCUGACAAAUGGGAGAUAGAUCCUAAUGAACUAAACCUUUUAGAAGAAUUGGGAUCUGGCCAGUUUGGUGUUGUUAGACAUGGAAAGUUAAGAAAUUUAGAUGUAGCUGUGAAAAUGAUGAAAGAAGGAACCAUGAGUGAAAAUGACUUCAUUGAAGAGGCUCAAGUUAUGACGAAACUACGGCAUCCAAAUCUAGUGCAGUUAUAUGGUGUCUGUAGCAUGUAUCGACCCAUUUAUAUUGUGACAGAAUACCUAAAAAAUGGCUCAUUACUCAACUACCUUCGUAGCAAAGAUAAAGUGUUAAUAAAUAAUAAUGAAAUAUUGUUAGACAUGUGUUUACAAGUUUGUGAAGGAAUGGCCUACCUAGAAAGACAAAAAUUUAUCCACAGGGACCUUGCAGCAAGAAAUUGUCUUGUUGGAGCACAUGGUGAAAUUAAAGUAGGAGACUUUGGUUUAGCUAGGCAUGUUGUGGAUGAUGAAUAUACCGGAUCAGGAGGAGCCAAGUUUCCCAUUAAAUGGGCAGCCCCAGAAGUGCUAAACUUUAUGCGAUUCUCAUCCAAGUCAGAUGUCUGGGCAUAUGGUGUACUUAUGUGGGAGGUAUUUUCAUGUGGUAAGAUGCCAUAUGGAAAGGCAAAGAAUACUGAAGUUGUAGAAAUGGUAGUACAGAAAGGAUGCGUAUUGGACAAACCAAGAUUUUGCCCUGAUAACGUUUAUAAUGUAAUGCGGAAAUGUUGGGAUCGCACACCUGAAAUGCGGCCGGCGUUCAGCGACAUUAUCAGAAUUUUCCAAGAUGAAUGACUUCAGUCAUCAAACACAGAUUCCCUUCAACACACACAUACUGGUCCUGAUAAUGUCUUAUGAAAAAUGUUGACUAAAAUCUUUGUCUGACUCAUUUUUGUAUUGUGAAAAAAGUGCUUUGGUUUUUUGUAAUUUAAGAGUUUGCAAGUAAUUUGUAUGAGUUUAGAGAAAAAAUGUUACCUUAAAAUAAUUUAUAGGCAAUGAAUUGCAUUAAAUUUCAUUUCUUUUUUUCUGUUACAAAUGGGCUUGUGUACAUUAGAACAAAAUUUGCAUUAUAUAUAUAUAUAUAUAUAUAUAUAUAUAUAUAUAUAUAUAUAUAUAUAUAUAUAUAUAUAUAUAUAUAUAUAUAUAUGCUUGUAAUUGGUUUAGUUGAUGAAAAUUAAGAAUAUUAUCCAUGGGAAUGAAAGCACAAAUUGUAUGUGAAACCUUUUUUAUGUAAAAGUUAUAUUUGCAAAUGAAGAAAAGCUGACUUCAAGCCACUUAUUCUUUGCAUUACAAAUGUACAUAUCAUUUCUUUCUCUGCAGUUGGUCAUAUUAUUAGUGUUUUUGUAAAUAAUAGUGAAAUUGAACCUGUAGUAGAAGGAAUGCCAUUUUAUUUAUAUUUGACCUUACCUAGUUCAGAAUGCAGGGCGAUUUUGGCAGUGUCAGUAGACAUGUCAUAAUAAUGGGACCAGUUACGACUGUCAAUCUUUUUAAGAUGAAAGGAAGACAAUUUGUAAUUGUUAAGUUAACUGAUGCAACCAAAUGCACAACACACAUUCCAACUCGUAAAUGAUGUUAAGUUUCUAACGUUGUCUAUAAAAAAAACCAUACAGAAGGUAUGCAUGAUAUCAUUCAACCAAGCAAAUAUUUAAUUUCAGUCAUGGCUAACCUGAAGAGAGAAAUGGUAACUUCAUGUCUCAAAUUAUAACAGGAGUUCAGUUGAUUUGGGCAGUAUGUUUAUAAAUUUUCUUUCAUGUUGAAAGGUAUUAUGAAACACAUAUUGUAAGUAUUUGACAUACCUGUAGUUUACUAGGUAUAUUUCUUUUAAUAAAGAAUUAAAAUGUCUUUUGAAUUAAAACUGAAAAAAUUUUCAUGUCUGAUUUGUUUUAUCAUGUAGGUAGCUGACAACUGCUGCCUUUUUCUAGGUCUUGGAGUUUCCAGUACGUCAUGAUCAUUUAAUAUUCUGUACUUCAUUUUUCUCUAUAGUACUUGAGUGUUCAGUCACACUAACUGAUGUUCAUAAUAGUAAUAAUUGGUAUGUACUAUAAAAACCAUUUGGUAAACUGGAUCCAAUUAAUGCAACUGAGAUACGAACUAAUAAAAUUCUUGAUAAAUUAUGUAUUUACCUACUAUUUUUAGGAAUAACAUUUAAAGAAAUCACAAAGAUUUUUAAUUACUGAGCAUGAUAAGGGCAAAUAUUGGAAGUCUUUAAGGAUUGUCAAGAAAAAACAUUAUAUUACAGACUUACCAUUGCUCAAUAAUUAUUUAACUUAGAAAAGUUACUGCAAAUUUACUCCACUUCCAAAUACAGUAGGUAUGUAUUGUUUUUAAAAAUUUCACUUACUAGGAAAAUAGUAUGUGCUGGAAGCCAGUAUUUAUCUUUUUAAAAUUAUUUUUGUUGACUUCAAAAUUAGAUAAAAGACAUUUUCUACUUAGUCCUCAAUAGCUGUAUACCUUGCAGGAUGUGAUCAAGGAUAUUGAAUACAAGGGAAAGUUUGACUACCACAUUGUAACAGCUGCUUCUAGUAAAUGUCAUUGAGUAAAGUAAAAUGAUAAUAAAAAAAAUUAUCAUGAAAGCAGCAAUUACGCUACUAAAUGUAAUAAUACAUGCCUAUUCCAACACUGGACUAAGUAUGCUACACUGCCCUUACAGUAUUUUGCUCUUAAGCUCAAGUUAUCAUGUACAGUGAUGACAGCAAACAAGGUACAGUUGUUACCUGGCUUUCUUUGACAUGUGCAAUCCAUCAUCAUUCUCUCUAAUGCUGUUGUUUAUCUAGCCAUAGCAAUUCCUUUCUUAUUAAUAUGUCCAGAACAAGUGAAAUUCAGCUUCAAAAGACAGUUUAAGUAGUCUGUGAAGUGAGAGUAAAUCAGUUAGAUUACAAUCAUACACAAUAUGCAACAAUUAGGUUCAAAUAGAUAUUUUCAAUAAAUGAGAUAAAAUUUUGUUUAAUGCACCUAGAACAGGGACUGCCACUAAAAGUUACCAAGCAAAAAUUAUUUCCAUUACAUACUUCAUUUAGAGUCUGGUGAAUUUUCAAUAAAAAAAGUACACAGUAAUAAAACUGAAUAAUUUGUAGAAAACCUUAUGCUAACAAUAUCUUUUAAUAAUAUAAUCCCAACAAAAAGAUCUGAAAAUUACCUGCUAUAAAAUCUAAAUAACAAGAAGUUACAUAGUACAUAUAUGCAGUUAAUAUAUUGAUAAAAAGACAGAUUAACCCCUUAGUUCAGGAGCGUGCAUGAUUAAGUUUAGGUUUGCUACUUCUGGAUGUGGUUACUUUAAACUGAUGGAUGGUUGAAGCAGAGAAAGGGAAGAGGUAAUAGAGCAUGACUAAGUAAAUGAAAUUAUAAAGUAUAAUAGACCUAUUUUGGCAUUGAUGCUAACGAUGACUGUCAUAGCAGAUCAGACUUACAUUUUAGAGCAUACAAUUUAAAUGCUUGGUUAAAAUUUUCAGAGUAUACAACUUAAAAGCUUGGUUAAAAUUUUCUGAGUAUACAACUUAAAAGCUUGGUUAAAAUUUUCAGAGUAUACAACUAAAAAGCUUGGUUAAAAUUUUACAUCAUCCAAUUUAUUGCUGGUCAAUUUUCAAAGUACGUAACCCCAGAGACUGGCUGGUCUCUCAAGUCUCAAACUUACAUGCCCAUCAACUGCGUUCAUAUCAGUUCCUGCCCAUAUGACCAUUUGCCAUUAAGUCAACCACAACCCAGAGGACAUUUUCUGAUGCAUACAUAUCAGCUCCUGAGUUAACAAGGCUUUUGAAUGUUUGCUCUCCUGCUCUAAGGGGUUUGAAAAUGUCUUAUUUCUUAGCACUACUGUACCAAUACAUUGUUAUAUCAGAGAAGUGUACAAGCUAUGUUCUCUCUCAGAUAUGUCACAACUGUACCUUGAACAUACAGUGCAAUAUGAACUUUUAAAAAAAAUUAUGCAUUCUUCUGUGUUUGGUUUUGAGGUAUAAAUGAAUCUCAAAAAAUUUUAUUGUAUCAUAUUUUUUGUAAGCACCAUUUUCUCAAACAAAAUUUUUUUAUAUGUCUUUUGCAUUUUUGUAUUGGUAUAUAUGGUGAAAGUUUACAUGUAGAUAAAUGUUCUCCUGUAUGAAAAUGUUUUAUAGUACGUACUUACAUUUAAAAUCAAAAUGACAUUUUAUUCCUGUGAAUGGUGUAUACAUUGUUUCCCUUUUAGGUAAACUGCUGUAUGGUAGAGAAUGGAAUACUCAGCAUUUGGCCACUUUAAAUAUCAUAAUAUGAUGAGCCUCCACUAAUUUCCCAGAUGAUACAUCAGAAUGGUUACACAGUCAACAGUAAUGUGUUAUUCUUUUCUAAUCAUGAAACAGGGCUGUAAUUGUAAUAAGCGUACAUUUAAGGUGUUGUUGGGUGAUUAUUUUUUUAGGAUUAAGAAAUGCUAUGGUAGUCAUUAAAUAAGUAAUUAUUACAGAAUGAUUACCUUGAAGUACUACUGUGAUUUUUGAAUCUUCCUAAUGAU
This is a messenger RNA of Macrobrachium nipponense, 6992 nucleotides long. RefSeq names its product tyrosine-protein kinase TXK-like (gene Btk29A). The transcript is spliced from 14 exons. The coding region runs from base 758 to 3313 and encodes 851 amino acids. NCBI's taxonomy places the organism in Eukaryota, Metazoa, Arthropoda, Malacostraca, Decapoda, Palaemonidae. Gene Ontology annotation, cellular component: plasma membrane. Gene Ontology annotation, molecular function: protein binding; ATP binding; non-membrane spanning protein tyrosine kinase activity. Gene Ontology annotation, biological process: protein phosphorylation. The record is from RefSeq and is a predicted model, not a curated record.